Messenger RNA from Abrus precatorius (Indian licorice), 2641 nucleotides. RefSeq names its product cleavage and polyadenylation specificity factor subunit 3-I. Gene Ontology annotation, molecular function: 5'-3' exonuclease activity; RNA endonuclease activity; RNA binding. The record is from RefSeq and is a predicted model, not a curated record. NCBI's taxonomy places the organism in Eukaryota, Viridiplantae, Streptophyta, Magnoliopsida, Fabales, Fabaceae. Gene Ontology annotation, cellular component: mRNA cleavage and polyadenylation specificity factor complex. Gene Ontology annotation, biological process: mRNA 3'-end processing by stem-loop binding and cleavage. Bases 159 to 2222 code for a protein of 687 amino acids. The transcript has 2 exons.
AGUUUUUGUUUAUUGUGAAAUCUUGAAAGCAGACGACGUCGUUUCUGGAACUAGGGUUUUAGCCGUUCCCUUGUUCUCCAAGCUCUUCGCCAUCAUUCAUUCAAAGCCAAGACACAGUGGAGGUGAGUCUGGUAACUGAGACUGAGAAUCGAAUCGGAAUGGGUUCUUCGGCGAAGAGACGCGAGAGCGUGAGCACCAGAGAGGAAGAUCAACUGAUAGUGACGCCAUUAGGCGCCGGAAACGAAGUUGGUCGUUCAUGCGUGUACAUGUCGUACAAAGGCAAAACGAUAUUGUUCGAUUGCGGAAUUCACCCUGCUUAUUCAGGCAUGGCUGCGUUACCCUACUUCGACGAAAUUGACCCUUCGACCGUGGACGUUCUUCUCGUCACUCACUUUCACUUGGAUCAUGCCGCCUCCUUGCCCUAUUUUCUUGAGAAAACCACGUUCAGAGGAAGAGUCUUCAUGACUUACCCUACCAAGGCCAUUUACAAGCUCCUCCUGUCUGAUUUUGUCAAAGUCAGCAAGGUUUCUGUGGAAGAUAUGCUCUAUGAUGAACAGGACAUCAACCGCUCCAUGGAUAAAAUUGAGGUUAUUGAUUUCCAUCAAACAGUUGAAGUGAACGGUAUUCGAUUCUGGUGCUAUACUGCAGGCCAUGUCCUUGGUGCUGCUAUGUUCAUGGUUGACAUUGCAGGUGUACGAGUGCUUUACACUGGAGACUAUUCGCGUGAGGAAGACCGGCAUCUCCGUGCUGCUGAGACCCCACAGUUCUCCCCCGACGUAUGCAUCAUAGAAUCCACCUAUGGUGUACAGCACCAUCAGCCUCGACACACACGAGAAAAACGUUUCAUUGAUGUUAUACACUCAACCAUUUCUCAAGGGGGUCGUGUCUUGAUUCCAGCAUUUGCCCUAGGUCGUGCACAGGAGCUCCUCCUUAUCCUUGAUGAAUAUUGGGCAAAUCAUCCUGAACUCCAGAAUAUACCCAUCUAUUAUGCUUCUCCUCUUGCAAAAAAAUGUUUGACCGUGUAUGAAACAUACACCCUUUCCAUGAAUGACAGGAUCCAGAAUGCCAAGUCGAAUCCCUUUUCCUUUAAGUACAUAUCAGCAUUAAACAGCAUUGAAAUUUUCAAAGAUAUAGGACCUUCUGUGGUGAUGGCUAGCCCUAGUGGACUUCAGAGUGGCUUGUCGCGGCAAUUAUUUGAUAUGUGGUGCUCUGAUAAAAGAAAUGCUUGUAUUAUACCAGGAUAUGUUGUUGAAGGGACUCUGGCAAAAACCAUCAUCAAUGAACCCAAGGAAGUUACUCUCAUGAAUGGACUCACUGCACCUCUUAACAUGCAGGUGCACUACAUUUCCUUUUCUGCUCAUGCUGACUCUGCUCAAACAAGUGCAUUCUUAGAAGAGCUCAAUCCUCCCAACAUAAUCCUUGUUCAUGGGGAAGCUAAUGAGAUGGGUAGGCUGAAACAGAAGCUCAUGAGUCAAUUUGCCGAUCGCAAUACUAAAAUCCUUACUCCAAAAAACUGUCAGUCUGUUGAAAUGUAUUUCAAUUCGCAGAAAAUGGCAAAAACCAUUGGGAAGCUUGCUGAAAAAACACCAGAAGUUGGUGAAACUGUCAGUGGUUUGCUAGUUAAGAAAGGCUUCACAUAUCAGAUAAUGGCACCGGAUGAUCUCCAUGUCUUCUCACAACUAUCCACAGCAAGCAUCACUCAGAGAAUUACCAUCCCUUAUUCAGGUGCUUUCAGUGUCAUACGCCAUAGACUCAAACAGAUAUAUGAGAGUGUAGAGCAGUCAGUGGAUGAAGAAUCUGGAGUUCCAACAUUGCAAGUGCAUGAGCGUGUGACAGUGAAGCAUGAGUCUGAAAAGCAUAUCUCCUUGCAUUGGACAUCAGACCCCAUUAGUGACAUGGUAUCAGAUUCAAUUGUUGCUCUGAUUUUAAACAUAAACCGUGAUGUCCCAAAAAUAAUGGCUGAAUCGGAUGCCAUUAAAAUUGAGGAAGAGAAUGAGAAGAAGGCAGAGAAGGUUAUGCAUGCCCUCCUCGUUUCACUCUUUGGAGAUGUAAAGGUAGGCGAAAACGGGAAAUUGAUAAUUAACAUUGAUGGGAAUGUAGCAGAGCUCAACAAAGACAGCGGGGAGGUGGAGAGCGAAAAUGAAGGCCUCAAGGAAAGAGUAAGAACAGCCUUCCGGCGCAUUCAAAGUUCUGUGAAGCCGAUUCCUCUUUCUGCACCAUAGUUCUUUCCUCUCUUUAUAAUACUCUCUUAGGAAGUUGAAAUGCCAUUGAUAAGGAACACUAGCUCACAUGCACCAGUAACAUGAGACAAUUAUUAUAAGAUGUAGUUUCUGUCCCUAUAACAUGUACUUGAACCCAACAUUCUCUGCUCCAUUUUUUUUCUUUGUCAAAUAUUUAAUCAUUUAAUCCCAACUUAUUUUCUUCAAAUGUUUGAUUAUUGUGUAGCUUCUUUGCUUGCCAUUUUCGUCCUUUUGGUGCGUAUCCAUACCAGAACUAUUGUUAUCUACGCUAUAGCCUUGCAAUUUUCCGUUUUGCCCCCAACAGAAUGGAGGCUCUCACCUUUAUUUUCAGUUGCUCCGAUGUCCUUGUUAUUAAACUCUGACAAUAUCAUUUUCAGUUAAUUGUGAUACGAUUAAAUUUU